AUGUCGCAGAAUAAGCAGUGGAACGUUCUCUGCUGGAACGUGCGCAGGAUCAACUCUGAAAAGAAGCAGUUGGCGAUUCAUAAUGAUAUCGAUAUUAGUGGGUGUUCAGUGGUUUGUUUACAAGAUACUAAGCGCGACUCUUUUGAUGCUUCGUUUGUUAAGCAGUUCUGUCCAAAAAAAAUUGAUAUGUUCGAAUUUGUGCCCUCUGUUGGGAAUUCUGAUGGUCUUAUUACUGUGUGGAUGAGCUCGGUUUUCACUGGUGUUCCAAUUUUCUCUGAAUCCUUUGCGCUCGGCGUCAGGCUCACUUCGGCGCGGUCUAACGAUUCAUGGAUGAAAAUCUCCAAGCUUUCGAUGCUCAUCGACAAUUGCAACAAGACCCUCUUGGAGAUUGACGGCCUAGAGGAGAGGAGAAGAUUGUCUGCUCCUGAGACCAACUUCAGAUUGAUCCUGAAACAACAUCUUCUUUAUUUGUUGGACUGCAAGAAAGCUUAUUGGAAGAAGCGUGCACGAUUACCCGACAACUCGGUCAUACAUGAUCACGUGGGCAAGGAGGCUGUGCUCUUUCAGGCGUUUAAGGAACGACUAGGGUGUUCCAACCAGACCGACAUGAAAUUUGACUUGGCUCGGAUCAUCAAAAAGGUAGAAGGGCUUCAAGCUCUGUCUGCUCCUUUCACCCACGACGAAAUUGACAAGGUGAUCAAAGAGAUGUCGGCCGAUCGUGCUCCAGGCCCGGAUGGUUUCAGUGGUAGUUUCAUCAAGUCGUGCUGGCAUAUCAUUAAGGAUGAUUUCUAUCAGCUUUGCUUUGAGUUUCAUGCAGGUACUCUGGACCUUGAGAGCCUGAACACGAGAUUUAUCACUCUUAUCCCUAAAAUCCAAUCGCCGGAAACAGCUAAUGACUAUCGACCAAUUACUCUGUUGAACUGUUGCCUCAAGAUCCUGACCAAGCUCCUCGCUAACCGUUUACAACAAGUCAUCCUCAAGAUUAUCCAUCGAAAUCAAUAUGGGUUUCUGAAAGGCCGAUCGAUUCAAGACUGUGUUGCUUGGGCGUACAAAUUCAUUCAUCAGUGUCAAGCCUCGGGGCGUGAGAUCGCGAUCUUGAAGCUGGAUUUCGCUAAAGCCUUUGACAUGAUCGAACAUGCCUCGAUGAUGGAGAUUAUGAAGUGCAUGGGAUUUGAUGAUCGGUGGCUUGGGUGGAUCAAAUGCUUGUUUUCGACGGCCAAGUCCUCGAUUCUACUCCAUGGGACCCCAGGCAGACAAUUCUUCUGCUUGCAUGGCGUGCGACAAGGAGACCCACUGUCUCCUCUUAUUUUUGUGCUCGCAGCCGAUCUGUUGCAAGCUACCAUCAAUGACGCUUACAGAGCGGGGGAUCUCCAGCUGCCCAUGCCCGCCCGAGAGGGUGAUUACCCUGUGAUCCAGUACGCCGACGACACAAUCCUUGUGAUGCCCGCUGAUGAGAUCCAAGCUGAAACCAUCAAGUCCAUCCUACAAGACUACGCGUCGUCAGUGGGGCUGCGCAUUAACUUCCAGAAAUCAACUCUUAUUACAGCCAACACAGCCGCGAACACCACCUCGCAUCUGGCGCAGGUUUUUGGAUGCUCCAUUGGGUCCAUGCCGUUUACAUAUCUAGGGUUGCCCAUGGGAACGGCCAGGCCAACAGUCGCAAACCUCAUGCCACUGGUAUCGUCUGUUGAGCGCAAACUCUCUAUGGCAGCCUCUCUGCUUGACCUUGGUUCGAAGCUUACUCUGGUGAACUCGAACACGAAUGAUGGCUUGAAAGCAGUCUCCAUGGCAUCUUGGGAUUUAGUUUGCAGGCCCAAGCACAAGGGAGGACUCGGGGUGCUUGACCUGAAGAUCCAAAACCAGGGCCUGCUGCUUAAACAACCGCACACAUUCUAUAACCGCAUGGGCAUUCCGUGGGUUGAUCUUGUUUGGAACACAUACUAUGACGGCUUGGUCCCGCAUGCCUCGGGUCCGUGUGGGUCGUUCUGGUGGAAGGAUGUCAUGAACCUGGCGCCUACCUACAGAGCAGUCACUUCGGUUGAGGUGGGAGAUGGGAGCUCAACCUUGUUUUGGAAAGAUGCCUGGCAUGGUGAUAUACUGGCUGAUAGUCACCCCCGUCUUUUCUCCUUCGCUAAACACGAAGACAUAUCUGUCAGAGUGCUCCUGACGUUGCCUACGCUCGGACAAAACUUCUACUUGCCGCUUUCGGUUCAGGCUAGAGAUGAGCUCGAUGAUCUACAAACCUCCUUGGCUUCGCUGGAGCUCACGGAGGUGAAUGAUGCCUGGCACACGGUCUGGGGAUCGGAGGAGCUCGCCUCCAGUAAGUUCUAUCUGCACUGUUUUCGGGACAUGGAAGCGGAUGAUGUGUUUAAAUGGAUCUGGAAAGCAAAGUGCACCAACAAAUGGAAGGUUUUUGCUUGGCUGCUUCUUGCGGAUAGGCUGAACACUCGGGGGCUGCUCAAGAGGAAACACAUGAAGCUGAGGGAUGAUAACUAUGCAUGCCUGCUAUGUCACCAGCCACCCGAGGAAACGGUGGAACAUCUGUUCUUUCACUGUGAAUUCAGUAAAACAUGUUGGGGGAAGCUGGGGAUUGCAUGGCCAAUGCAUGGCAACCGGGUGCAAUUUUUGCAUGCAGCUAAAAAUACGUGGGUCGGGCCAAUGUUCAUGGAUGUCUUUAUCGUAGCCUCCUGGAGCAUAUGGAAGGAACGUAACAAUAAGCUGUUUAGAAGUGUGGCGCCGACCGUCGAUGGGUGGAGCCAGAGAUUCAAAGGGGACUUUGGCAUGAUGAGACACAGGAUCAAAGAGGCCUUAGUGCCAUUUGUUGAUCAGAUAGUUGAUCUGAUCUAG
This is a messenger RNA of Aegilops tauschii subsp. strangulata, 2847 nucleotides long. RefSeq lists its product as uncharacterized. Lineage: Eukaryota; Viridiplantae; Streptophyta; Magnoliopsida; Poales; Poaceae. The record is from RefSeq and is a predicted model, not a curated record.